Messenger RNA from Lymnaea stagnalis (great pond snail), 16769 nucleotides. The record is from the annotation of a GenBank genome assembly. Lineage: Eukaryota; Metazoa; Mollusca; Gastropoda; Lymnaeidae.
UCAGAGUAUCUCGGCUUUUGGACGAACCAUUCUCUUUACUUUGAUGACACCAUCCAAGCCAAUCAAAGGCAAUUCCAAGGUUGUUCGUAGUGUUGAAGUAAAACUUGAACCAUGGCUGAUUCUGUUUUCAAAAAUGUGGAUAGUGCACCUCCCAUUCAAGUAUUUCAGCUAACCAAGUUGUUCACUGAUUCAACCGAUCCCAAAAAAGUUAACCUUGGUGUUGGAGGUAAAAACUCAACUUUAGGCCGCUAUUUGACUAUAUAUUAUUAUAUUUAUUUUAAUAUUUAAAUUUAUGUUUACCUUUGCCUUUAUUUAGUAUUUAUAUUUUAUAUUUAUAUUAAAUUAAGUAGAAAGUACUGACAGUCUACUAAUUAUUAUUAUGCUGUAAUAACUUUGUAUGCUAUAAUAUAAGUUAUAAUUAUAAGAAGCCUAGGCCUAUUCCUAGCCUAUUUUUUGGUGACCUCAGUCCUUCGCCUUCACAGUGACAAUGACAAUGGACUAAUGACUAAUGUGACAUGGUCAUGUCAUGGUGUAGACUGCUGAGGACGAAAUCCACAAGGCCUGGGCCUGGGAUUAUUCUUCUUCUAGUUCUCUACAGCAAGUCCCUCUCUCCAACCUGCUGGAUAUUAUAUAUAUAUAUUAUAUAUAUAUAUUAUAUAUAUAUUAUAUAUCAUGUAUACCUAUACUAUAUAUAUAUAAUAUAUGUAAUAUAUAUAUAUUUAUAAUAAUACUAUGCCUAUAUAUAUAUAGGCCUUAUCAUAGCCUAGGCCUAGUUAUAGGCUACAACUACUAAAGUUAUGAGUUAUGGCAUAAGUUAUGGUUAGGCCCAUGCUUACACUAGCUUAGGCAAAUAUUUUUACAUUUUUAAGCGAACGAAAAAAAAAUUGAACCGGGGAACUCAACUCUCUAAUGUUUAGUCACAAGCAAACAAUUGGGUAAAUUUAUACUCUCCGCACCACUCAUUUCUCAGUGUUUUUGCACUACUUUUUUUUCCCACUCACAUAGCUGCCAUGACGGCAGACAUGUCAUGGCAACCAAGAUGGCGGCUGUGUAAAAAAUAGUAGUGAUAAAAUGUAAAUUUACAUUUCGGCACGCCAUUUAUUUUUCACAAACACCAUCUUGGUUACCAUGAAGGUUGUGAAAAAAAAAUUGUGCAAAAAUGUGUCUGCUAAAAUGGGGAGGGGAAAGAGAGAGAAUGUGCUGUUUUAGCUACGAAAAUUAGGAACAGAACGAUAAAAUAUAAUAAAAUAAUGUUUUUGCGAAAUACUUUCAAACCUAUAGUCUACUACUAAUCUAAAUACUAAGUCAGUAUCCCUAGUUCAAACGUAAAUUCUCUCCUAACUUUAGUCCCCCCUGAAGUGAGGGUAAAUUUACCUUUAAAUCCCCCCCCCCCCCCCCCCCCCCCCUAAGGGAGGGUAAAUUUACCUUUAAAACCCCCCCCCCCCCAACCCCCCUCUUAAGCAUAAAUUUAGCCCCCAACUUAAGCAUAAAUCUUAAAACCUAAAAUCUAUGACCCAACACCUAAUGUGAACCCUUAAACCAUGUUUUCAUGUGCUACAGUUACAAAAUGUACUGAAAACAUCUUAAAUUUGAAGAAAAAGCUUUAAAUAAUUUUAAAAAUUUUUAAAAUGAAAACCCAACUUACAGUUGUUGUUUUUUUCGGCAAUCCUCCGAAGUCCGGUCCCAAAUUAUUUCCAAUGAUAACUCCUUACUUAAAAGUCUUGGGCAUCAUUCUGUUUUGAAAUUCAUGUUUGCUUUAGUGGACGAUGUUGGAUGGAGGUUGUCAGCCGCCGAGAUGCACAAACACUCAAACUCGAGCGCAUUAUUACUAAUCAUGUGUUAUCAGGGGACAACUAUCGUCACGGACGCUUGGCGAGGAUAUCAAAAUGUUGCUCAGUUCAACAACGGGAUUUAUGCCCACGCUGUCAUUGUGCACGCGCGUGAAUUUGUUGAUCCAGUAGACCAGGACGUUCACACAGAAAUAAUUGAAGGACUUUGGAUGCAAGCGGAACGUAAACUCCGCUAUCAGAGUGGUUCUACUCGCGGUCUGUUUGCCAGCUACUUGGGGGCCUUUCAGUGGCGCAGCAGUCACAAGGAGAACGUUUUUGGCUGCUAUUUGCAAAUGCUAUGCUCCAAUUACAAUAUUUAGUAUUUACUGACUGCUUUGUAAAGUGACAGUUCUUUGCAAAAGCUAUGACUGACAUUUUUGCUGUUUUCUAACAAUGCACAAUGUGCAUUGCAAUUUUUUUCAUACAAAAUAAUUUGGGACCGUACUUCGGAGGAUUGUCUUUUUUUCUAAUACUUAUACACCUCUACACACUUUAAAGCAGGUUGCACCAAAAAUAAAAUCCAAAAGUUGUCGGAAAAAAUCAAUACCCAUUUAAAAAAGAUGGUCAGAUUUAGCCUUGUUUUAAUUAUUAUAAAUAACCACCCAAUGAAAUAUUAAUUUAAAACAUUCCAUUGCCUUAUUAAUUAUAAAAAAAAGGAAAGUUAACCCUAAUAAAAAUCCAACAAUAAACAAAAGGGAGAUAACCCUACACAGAAACUCAAAGUGGUGCUGAACUUUCAUUAGCCAAACAUGUCUGCUAAAAUGGGGCGGUGUAAGGGAAAGAAUUUGUUUUCUAACUACUUACCGAGAGAAAUUUUUUAAAUAGAAAAACAUUGAAAUAAGUAAGUUUUUUGAAACUUGCAGUGCAUAAAAAUGAUAAUCUUAAAGAACAUUCAAUAAAUGUUUGGAAAAGGGGAAACAUUCAACAAAUAAUAAUGUAAAAAAUUAAAAAUCAGCAUUUUUAGAGUAAAACGUUCAAGCCUAUAAUCUAUAUACUUUAAUAUAAAAAAUAUAAUGGGUGAUUGUGAAGUAUGGUGUAGUGAGCGUAUAGUGUAGGCACUUAGGCUUUGGUAAAAAUUUCAAAAAUUUGUAAAAAUAUAAAAUACUAGCAAACACCAUGUAAAAAAAUUAAGCCAGAAUCAACUCUCAAUGGAUAUAAAAUUAACUGAAGCUUAUAUUUAAAAAAAUACAAUAAAUAUAUAUUCUUUUUAUUUUUCCUUUAUAAAUAAUAAUUUAUCCAAUUUUGCAGUUUAUAAUAUUUUGAACUUACCUCCAAUAAAAUUUCCAAAAUACAAAGUUUUAAUGUUAUGUAAAAAAACAAAUUUCCAUUGUGUUGUAUGUUGCAUUGAGAAUGUCACCUAGGAAAUUUGAAAAUUAAAAAGUUGUGUGCAAAAUAGGGCACAAAUGUGGAACAUUGGUCACAUGUUUUUGUCAUUCAAUUAUUAAAAAUAUAGAUAAAUAAGCAGCUUCAAAAUUUUACCAAAAAAUCUUAACUCCAUAGAAAGUUGAACUUUAUGUUUUUGUAAAGCUUAGCUAUCCCUUUAAAAUGAUGUAUUGUUUAUGACUAAAGGACAAAACUUUAAAUUUCUGUCAAAAUAUUUACUGACUGAUAUUUUUAUGGAGAAUUGACUUGUCCAAUCAACAGACUUUUCAUUAUUUUUAUGUUAUAAUUAUUUAUGGUUUAGGUUAAAAAAGAAGAGACCUAUAGCAUUGGCCCAUUGUCUUUUGUUUGUAUAGAUUUUGCACUAAGUGCUAAAAAAUAAACAGUUAAUUUAAUACCUAAAGGUACUUUUACCAUUAAAGAGGGUUUCACCUGUGUCAGCAGAAAUGUAAUAUAUGCGAUUGUUUGCCGUAGAUGCCAAUCAAGUUACAUAGGGGAAACUGGGAGAAGAUUGGCUGAUAGGUUUACUGAACAUCUAAGGGAUAUUGAGCAAUGUAAACCUUCCCCGGUCUCUUCUCAUUUCAACCAAAAAGAACAUAAAGGUGCUUUGGAUGUAACCAUUACGGCAUUGAUUUCAUGCAGUAACACACCAGAUAGGGUUAAAAUGGAAAAUAAAUUUAUUCAGCUGUUUGGCACCAUAUCUCCAUAUGGUAUUAAUCAAAUAAUAUCCUACUGAUGUUUCUCCAUUUCCCUAUAUUUCAUCUAUUUUCUUAUUGCUGUUUGUUGAUGUAUCCCUUGAUAUUCUGGCCCAUUAUUAUUGUGGACUUUAUUUUUCACGGUGUCAAUAUUUAUUUUCUCUCGCUUCCUGUUUUCCCACUUCCGGAGAGACGAAUGAAUACUGCUUGAGUUUUCUACUGUGUUCUUUUCUUUGUUGUAUUUUCAUUUCUAUUGUUGGCUGAUGAAGGCUUUAUGCCGAAACGUCCUUGUUUUUUGUCCUGUUACCUUAUUUCAAGCUUCCACAUACCUCGUUUCACCAUUUCAUUCUUUUACAUAGCUUGAAAGCAGUCCCUUCAUUUAUUUAAUUUAAUAGGGCACUGCAACUGACUGAAGAAGCAGAGGUUUUUGCCCUUUUUAAGAUUUUAUUUGAUGAAACGAAAGUAGUGACAAUCUUUUCGGUUUUCUCUUUUUUGCUGGUAAACUAAAUGCGUCUGCCUGUAAUGUUUGUAAUGAAUGAAAGCAUUUGUAUAGGGAGUAUAUUUAUGUAUCGUGUGGAAAUGACAUUUAACAUUAAUAUUGCAUACAAAAUAACAAUGCUUCAAUUAGGGGUGUGCCGGAAUCCGGUCCGGAAUCCGGUUCCGCCGGAUUUUGCACUAUCCGGUGAAAUCCGGUUCCGCCGGAUUUACAUGUAUCCGGAAUAUACCGGAUUUCGGAAUUUGCCAGAUUUUGUGACUCACCGGAUCAUAAUCUGAAAUAAAAGUAAUUCUCUUUCCCGAAUUCCACACGAUCACGAUACAUUAAUCGAUUGUUUCGAGCGUAGCCAGAUUUUGUGACUCACCGGAUCAUAAUCUGAAAUAAAAGUAAUUCUCUUUCCCGAAUUCCACACGAUCACGAUACAUUAAUCGAUUGUUUCGAGCGUUGAGCUUGUUUAAUGUUUAAUAUUCCGAACAUACCAGAGGCUAGAGUCAGCACCACUAAUAGUGGCCAAUAGUGUAGGGACUUUGAUAAGAAAAUUUAAACUUUUUGUAAAAAUAAACCAAUGGCAUAGUUGAAAAGAUGUAAUUUUUUAAAGAAUUAUAACACCAAAAUCAUAUUUUUAGCUGUUGCAGUUUUAAAGUUAUGAAUUUUUAAAGUACGACUUGGUUUGUCAUUUUUUAACAUGGACUGCAUCUCCACAUUCUGUGAUCUCAUUCCGCCAAUACCGUCAUGCGCAAUGACUAUAUAGUUUAUAUAAGGCAACGCAUUCCCUGCCUUAUCACUAAAAUCACUGUUUAGACUUAGUUUAAACUUUCAACUUUGGCACAUGAAUAAUUAAUUAAAGCUUUCCCUGACCAAUGGUUUAAUAGUUUUUGCACACGGCAAACUCUUAUGAAUGAAACUCUGAGGUAGUACUACGAUACAGUUAUGCAAGUGGCUGUGAAUGGUUGCCAAUGACAACGUGUUGCACACGGUAAAUUCUGAUCAUUUAUAAUAUGGAUUCUACCGGGUUGUUAAAGCUCAAAUUAAAACAUUCCAGUUUAAAUGUCUUUAAAUGCAUUCUGAAACACAAGUUAUCAAUUAUUUUGAUGUAAAUAGUGAUAAUAAAUUAAUAUUUCCUAAGUAUCGUCAACUUCCGCCAUUAAAAAGGGGGGCGUGGCCAACCCCAUGGCGAAAUUAGGUUGAGCGAGCUGCAUAACCUGCUGCGAACGCGUAGAAACAUGGCGUCUCUCGUAAGACACUUAUCCAAAUGGAACGGAACUCAAAUAUAUAUCGAAAGUACUAAUUUAAUAAUAAAUAGACACACACAUCGGAAAAUUAAAAACUCGGAUUUUUUGGCGCCGAUUGCGAAUUCCCAUACACAAAAAGUAGUAGUCCACCUUGACUUACCGAAGUAUCUACCAAUAGUACCAAAAUCCGGAAUCCGGAUUAUUCCGGAAUCCGGAUUAUUCCGGAAUCCGGAUCCGGCGGAUUUCGCUUAAGAAAAUCCGGAUCCGGUUGGAAAAAACGGAUCCGGCACACCCCUAGCUUCAAUUAUGAAGCUAUUGAAAUAAAAUUGUCUACAUUAACCAAUAGUGUCCAGCUGAAAGUAAAGAAAUUUUUUCAACAAUAAUUUCCCAUCAAAAUAAAUCAUCUCCACAUUAAAAAAAAAAUUUGACAAAAAACUACUGUGGCCAAAAUAUUGCUCAUACAAUUAAAUAAUUAAUUUUUAAGCUAAAAAAUGUUAUUUUCAAAAAAAAAGAACAGAUAGUGUCGUGCUGAAAUUAAAUUUAAAGAUAUUUGAUUAAUUAUUAUUUCCCAUUAACAAAAUUAACUCCACAUUUUAAAAACAAAACUGAUAAAAAAGCCAUGUGCAAAACCACCUUUGUAAUUCUUUGCACUUGUCGGUAAAGAACGAUAACUCUGGGGACCAGGAAAGUAAUAAUUCCAAUUUGCAUAAAUGUAUAAACUAGAGUUAAUGCUUUUGAGAUGGUUAAGGCACUUAGGGUGACCAUAUUUUCAUAAACAUUUUAAUUUAAAACCAGGACAUUAUAAAUCAGUUUUCUUACCAUGGGUGUCAUAAAUUAAAUAUUAUUUGUUAUUACAUGGAGAGCUCUUCUGUCAGUGAGUUGUUGUUUUGAAAAAAAAUUAUCUUGAUGCUAUUAGGAUGAAUUAUAUUUCUUUUAGUCGUAUCAUUGAUCUAUGCAUGGAUAUCAGAAUAUGUUAUCUAACUUUUGAUAAAUUAAAAACUAAUAAAAAUUUUAAAAAUGUUUAGUCACAAACUACUCGUUUCAGCUGACAUCAAAUCAGGGCAAAGGUCUAAAAACCAGUACUGUCCUGGUAAAACCAGUAUGAAUGUUCAUCUUGUGUAUGGUGAAGUCAUAAGCUAUUAAAAUGAUAAACACUUCUUAGAAAAAUUACAAAAGGUUCAAAACUCAGCUGCUUGGCUAAUUCUAAAGGCAAAAAAAUUUGAUCACUUCACAAAACUACUUCAUUCAUUUCAUUGGCUCACAAGCACGGAUUGACUAAAAACUUUCUGUCCUCUGCCACAACUUUAUUUAUUUCUGUCCCCAAUACUGGCACAAAAACGUGGCAAAAAAUGGAAUUCUCUUCCAUAGGGCUUGUCAUUUAAUGGCGGAAAUCUAUUAAUAGAACUGAUGUCACCAUUACUGAUCAUCCGGGUACUCAGCGCGGACAAAAUGUCAACACUGUUCAGUAUUACUAUGUUAGCGAAGUGUCCCUGAAACUUGUUUACAAAAUCCGGGUACUCAGCGCGGACAAAAUGUCAACACUGUUCAGUAUUACUAUGUUAGCGAAGUGUCCCUGAAACUUGUUUACAACUCUAUUUUACGAAAUAUUUUACACAUUUUUUUUUUACUUCUGUUUUCUCAAAUGCGACUUCAUUGCGUGAACGUCAUAUGUAACAGUAACUCUAGAUACAAGGAUCGCCCGAACGAUAUGCUGAAACACACUAUAAGCUGCCAUGUUUUAAGCAAUAUUUGUCCGCGGACCUUCUAAAAAUAGUAUGCUAUGACGUUUUCCGGUCUUAGAAAUGACAAAGCCUAUUACACAUCCGCAAUAUACCAACCAUCACAGCCUUCAAAACUGCACUCAAAACAUCUUUUUAAACUCUACCUCUGACCGAAAAACGAUGCUGCUGGGUGUCGUCCAUGGCUCAACAUGUAACUAGUUUUAAAUAUAUAUUUGUUUUGUUUUAUUUAAUUAAUGUACGUUAAUUAAUUUUUAAAGUUUUUGAUUAUGUUUGUAUAAUUGUAUGUACAGCGUGGUGAGCCAAGCCCUAGGCUUGGGUACGACGUACAUAAAACCUCUUAUAAUAAUAAUAUUAUGUUUAUCAUAUAAUUGAAAAUUGUCUAGUUUUUUGUGUGCAAUUUUCAUUUCAAAAUGAUACAAAUAUUUAAAUGAAAUUAUCCUUUUGAAAAAACAAUAACCAGAAAUAAGUGUUUUCAAAAUUUACAAUAAGCAAUCUGAUUAUGGUUUCACUUCCUUAAUGAUGGCCAAAAUCUAAGAAAAUCUAAAGCAAUUAUCUGAUCAAAGUUUAUUUUAAUUGCUUUUUUAGUGACAUGGUUGUAUAUGGACUUAAUGGCAUAUCUGAACAUAUUUCAAAAUUAUUUUACAGCUUACAGAACUGAAGAAGGUAAGCCUUGGGUUUUACCUGUUGUUCAUACUGCAGAACUCCAGAUGGCAAAUGACUUAACUUUGAAUCAUGAAUACUUACCUGUUGCUGGUUUGCCAGAUUUCCGCAUUGCAGCAACUCAACUUUUGCUAGGCUCCAAUCAUACAGUUAUAGCUGAAAAUAAGGUACAUCUUUCAAGCAAUUAAAUUUGUGAACUAGUUAUUAAAUGUAAAUGUGUUUCACUGCGAUAAAGCUUUCAAGUGGAUUAAUGAGACAUAAAUAACUUGUACAAAUAAAACAAUAUAGGUUGGUUAAGCUUUAAUUUUGGUUACACAGAAUACAAAUUCAAACAUUUUUGCAAAUGACUCCAUCAGUACAAAUUACAACAGAAAACAUUCAUAUAAGUAUAAAUUAACUUUACUUAAUAUAUAUAUAUUACCUAAAUAUGAAAGAAAAGGAAACAAUAAGAUGUAAAAAAGAUAUUGACUCCACGUUGACUCCAUACGGUAUAAACCAAAUUCACAAUUUUACAUAGUUGCAAUGUCUUUUUCCUUUUUGGUUUUUAAAUGUACAUUUUACUUCCACCCACUUAAUCAUUAAUAAAUGUAGAAUCACUUUGUCUUCGAAUUUUUAUUUUUGUACAAGUGCAUAUUAAUAUUUUACAGGUUGAAAGCUUUCAAGCUCUUGGGGGUACUGGGGCGUUAAGAUUAGGAGCUGCCUUUUUAAAAAAUGUGAUGAACUUCAAUGUUGUGUAUGUAUCAGAUCCCACAUGGGGUAAGUUGUUAAUAUAAAUAUAACCCAUCACCUUUCCUUUGUAAAUUCAUUAUUUGUUAAUGGAGUUUAUAUUUUGAAAAAAAUAAAAAAAUGUAAUUUUUUGUAUGAACCUUAACCAUUCCUUGCUGAAUUUGCAGUCCAGCAACUACUGACUUUAAUAAAUACGAAACCCAUCACAUACUACCUUGUGCUGCAUAUUAUUCCUAUUUGUGGUGCCUAGCAACCAAACACAUUCUAUACACAUCACUGCUUAAGUUAACUAUUAUUCUUACAAGAAAAUCACCCUUCACGUUUUAAUCUACAUUUUACUAAAUUAUUAAGGUUUUCCAUGGCUUUGAGAAAUUUAUUGUAAUGGCAAAUGUAGAUGAGGAAACUAUCUAAUAAAAGAUUUUUAAAAAUCUGCUAUCAACUUUAGACAAUGUAAUUUAAAUUUUAUCUUACAUACAAUCUUAUUUUUGUCAUGAUUAUUUAAUUUCUUUCCUUUUAAUACUGAAUUAAAUCUCCCCUUUGCUAUUGCUACAUUUUAGUAUUUUCACAUCUGGAUAGACAUAAUCUUUUAAAUAAAAAUAGCUUGUUUUAAGUCUGAGUGUCGUCAGAUUUUGAUUAUUUUUACAGUGGUCAAUAGCAAUUUUGUUGAAAUUGACUUAAAUGAUGACUUUUAUAGCAAUUUAAAUUUAAUUAGACAUAUUCUUCGGUUAAUUAUCCCAGCUGUACUAAUACAGUUUUCUGUAUUUAGAUUAUUGAAAGGAAAUACAUUUCGUUAGUCUUGACAAAGUUAUUAACUUUACUGAAAUUUAUAGUGCCUUAUUUUUCACCGUACCGAGGAAACAUUCAUGUGAUGUGGAUUGUUUUUUUUGGUGUUUUUUUUUUUUACCAUAGGCCCUAUGAGGAUAUAAAGAUUUAAUUGGAAUUUAAAAUAAGAAUUACAUAAACUGAUUUGUAAUCAUGGUUAACUACUCAAAGUAGUUUCUACAGAACAAUGCUGUAUUACUAUUAAUGAAUGGUCUCAUCGAAACCGUCACACAGUUUCUAAAUUUAGAUAGCCUGACAAUCUCAGUCUUAGGGCCAAAGAUCAUUUUGAACUUCAGCUUCUUGUUGACAACAUUGAAUUUAUUGCACUAACAUUUAUGAUUUUCAAAUGUGUGUUACCACUGUCGCGUGCAAAAUUAUUUCUUUUCUAAAUUCAGUAAAAACAACUGUACAGAAUCCUUAUCGAAAAUGUUUAAAACCCAUACAAAGUAUGGAUAAACUGUACAAGUUGGCUUGUAAUCGAUUCAUUUGAAAAAUGCAUAGUUUCUAAGCAGAUCUGAGACAGGUUACUUCUGACAACUUAUUUUUUUCGGUUUUUAUUUUCGUAUAUUUCUUUACAUGGCUUUCAUUUCUUAAUUAAUGUACAAAGUAGAUCUUAGGUCAGUGCUGUCCAACGUUUUUGACUUUGUGGGCAAAGAAUUUUUUUCAGGGAAGCCACAGGCCGCACAUGACAUCUCAAAAGAAAUAUUUUUUAAAACUUUCAUUACCUGUAUUAAUACUUCUUACCUUAUCCAUAAAGAAUCAUAUAUCAAAUAGCUUUAUUGGCUCAUUAAGACUAUCAAUAAAGCGAAUAAAAAUGGUGGCAAUAAUUUAAUGAUAUAAUAUCUAGCUUUGAAUUGUACUUCAUUGUUUCUUAAUUUUAGCACCUGUCUUCAUUAGAUUUUCUAAAUGUUCACCAGUCAAAGCGUUACAUUUUCUGGAAUAAAAAUUAGUCUAUACAUAGAAGAAUCCAGUUUCACUUACAUAGUUAUUUCUAAAGACACUGUCAAUGUUUUGUUACAACAAUUCCAUAUUUGUGGAAAUUCACCAGAUGAAACAUACGUCAUCCAAAAUUCAUUUGAACAUGCAUUCUUAAAUUUGUUUAUAAAAAUAAAAAAAUAUGUUCAAGAAUCAUUCACUGUCUCUCACAAUUCCUCCCUGACUGAAUUCCACUAACUAAAAACAAACACAGCUUGUAUCAUACUUUUUACUUAUUUAACAUCUCAUACGCUGAUAUCUGAAUACCAGGUACUUGUCCCUAACGUUACAACAUUACAGGAUGGACAUAAACUCUCCCACACCUGGCUAAACUACCGGUUUAAAUAUUAUGGCAUCAUAAAUUGUCCACACUGCCCACUGUAGUAAUUUUUUUACACAUUUAAUAUCCCAACUCCCAUCUCAGUUACUCUGACCCCAAGCCUUUCCUGUCAACUUUCAUCUAACUUGUUGGGGGGAGGGGGGGGGGGUUUGUUUGACAUUUUUAAGAUGACCAAAUAGGCAAACAUCAAGUUACUUUUGGCUUCCCAAUUCAUCUUUCCAAACACCAUUUUAUCUGAUACCCCUCGACACAUCCCCUGUACAAGCAACAGCAAGAAGGAUAAAACAUUAUCAAAUUUCAUGUCACCCCAUGUUAACUCUUGUGACCUCCCCCUUUUCUUUGUUACAACUUCUCCUGUGCUCUCACAUGAUUUCCCAACAAUACUGAAUCAAUGAAUGUAGUUUUAAAAUAUGUUCACCAAGAUAUGUUUCAUUUUUUUACACACAUCAUACAAAUUUCUCCAACUGUGGCUGGCCAUUUAAAAUCAAGUCGCAGGUUGGACAGCACUGUCUUAAGGUAUUUCAUGAUGUAGCAUGUUCAACACUGUAUGUUCCAUGAAAACAUCUUCACUUAAAUAACAAUCCUUUGAGAAACUUUCAGUAUCUCAACAUAGUUAAAAGAGAAAUACAUUCAACCAUUUUUUAAAAUGAUUUUAAAAAAUCUAGCCCAAGGUUUACUUAUUAUAAAUGUAUAAUAAGAAAGGUUUAAGAAAAUUGUAUAAGCAAGGCUAAAAAAAAUAUGUUUAAUUCAAUGUUUGUCUACUUAGAUUUAACUACCCUUAAUCAGUUAUUGUGUAGCAUAUUAAAAUUAAUUUUUUUCAGAAAAUCAUAAAGGUGUCUUUCAGGCAGCUGGUUUUUCUGAUGUUAGGUUGUAUCGGUACUGGGAUAGUGAAAGCAGAGGUCUUAACUUCAGAGGAAUGUGUGAAGAUCUUUCAGUAGGUAUUAUUUCCUGAUCAAUCUAUUUAUUUACUAAUAUGCUCCAGAUAAAUAAUUAAAGCAAUGAUCUGAUGAUUGAAAAUUUAGCGCAUCAUUCAUUAAAAUGUUUGUUGUCAGUUCAUCUCUUUUAAAUACUAUUCAUUAAAUUGACUUUAUUCAGAAUGCCCCAGAAAAUGCAGUAAUUAUCCUACAUGGGGUCGCUCAUAACCCAACUGGUAUUGACCCCACUAAAGAACAGUGGGAGGCAAUAGCCAAUAUUUGUAAGGUGAGUGCUAAACAAAUAAACUUAGGAGUAAAUAAAUUCGUGUUCAUCAACAGGCUUGACCAUGUACAAGUUUGAAAAGUCUUGUGAUAAAUAGAAUAACAAUCAAAUCAAAGGAUCUAAUUGUUUGCUCUUUCAAAUACAUUUAAUUGAAGAUUUGUUAUAUUUAUUUAGUAUUCCUUCCUGAAAUUAUAUUGAUUUUGAGAAGUUUUUUUGUUUGGAAAUUUUAUUAUGAUGAUUUUAUGAUAAUUAUUUCAGGAGAAGAAAUUGUUUGUCUUCUUAGACUGUGCAUACCAAGGGUUUGCUAGUGGAAAUCUUGAUGAAGAUGGAUGGGCAUCUCGGUAUUUUGCUGAUCAGGACUUGGAUUUAUUUGUUGCACAAUCAUUUUCAAAGAACUUUGGUCUUUACAGUAAGAAAUUAUUUUUGACAGGCGUACAAUUUUUUAAAACUACUUUAAUUACUUGUGCUAAACUCUAUUAAUUAAAUUGUUAUUCAAAUUCAUUAAUUAUAUUUACACAACAUAUAUGUUGUACAGUGGGCUUUGAUGAUAAUAUACUAACAACUUACACACAAAUUUGUGGAAAGCCUGUUUAUCAUAUUUAAUAUUUUCUAUCAUUGAGGCUGUUAUGAUCUUGCUUUUUACAAAUUUAAUCUCGAUGGAUAUUGUGUUAAAUGAGCGGCUCACUGCUUAAAUUUUCCCUAUGUGUUUAGUGAAAUAAUAUUGCUAAUCUCAUUGAUUAAUGACACACAAACAAUUUGUGUAAAUGAAACAAUUUUGUGUUAAGCUUUAAUUAUGGUUACGCAAAAUAAAAGUUUAAACUUUUAUAAUCUCUUUGAACUUGUAUUUUUUAUAAGUUUGAACAAUGUAAAUUUAAAUUUAACACAUAGCUGCUUACUUGAAUGCAAAAUGGAAAAAUUAAAUGCAGAUAAAUCUCUCUCUGAUUGAGCUCAUGGUAUGUGAUGAAACAAAAGAACUAUAUGUUCAUAAACAGUAAUGACCAGUUGAAAUGGGUUCUUUUUACCAGUACAUAUGGGAAAAGUUUCCUCUUUAUAACUCUGAAUGGUGUACAAGAUUUUUUUAGACACUAAGAUUAACAUUAUAUUGUCACCAGUAUUAACAUUAUAUUAAUUAAUUUAGUCACCAAUAUUAACAUUAUAUUCAGUCACCAGUAUUAACAUUAUAUUAAUUAAUUCACCAGUAUUAACAUUAUAUUAAGUCACCAGUAUUAACAUUAUAAAAAGUCACCAGUAUUAACAUUAUAUUAUGUCACCAGCAUUAACAUCAUAAGUCGCCAGCAUUAACAUUAUAUUAAGUCACCAGUAUUAACAUUAUAUUAAGUCACCAGUUUAUAUAUAGUGUACCAGUCACUCAAUUACUUGGAAAGGAAAAUGUCAGUUUUAAAGUGUUAAAAAAAUAUAAUUUCUUUAAAUCCUAGUUCAUUUUGAUUCAUGUUCUCCUAUUUAAUAUUUUCUGUAAUACAUUUAUUUUGUGAUUGAUAGACGAAAGAACUGGCAACCUUGUUGUGAUUUCUAGGGACCCUAAAAAGCUAACUGAAGUUCGAAGCCAAAUGGAAAUACAGAUAAGAAUCAUGUGGUCUAAUCCACCUAAUCAUGGUGCAAGAAUUGUCACUACUGUUCUAAAAAAUUCUGCUUACUUUGAAGAGUGGUAAGUUAAAGUACAAUUUGCUUCCAUAUAUUUAUAGUUUCACUUAUAAAUUUUCUUUUUUUUUGUGGGUAAAAAAUAAUAUAAUUGAAUUGCAAGCUUAUGAAAGUUGAUGGUUUUGCUUAAUGGGGGCAAUGAUCUAAAUCUUUAAGUUAAAAUAAUUUUAGUUACCGGUCGAUCAAACCAAUCAACUUUUGAAUUUAUUUAAUUAUCAUUAAUAAUAUCUUAUUCAUAAGGAACUAUAUUUAUAUCAUACAGGAAAGGUCAGAUUUUAAUAAUGGCUGAUAGAAUAAAGAAGAUGAGACAGGAAUUGUUAGACAAUUUGAAAAAGCUAGGAACCCCAGGCAACUGGGACCAUAUUACUAAACAAAUUGGAAUGUUUAGUUACACUGGCUUAACAGGUUUGUAAAUGUUAAUGUGUUAAUAUUUGAUUGAGUGCUAGUAACUUAAGAACAUCAGUUAACUGACAACAAGUAGAAGUGUGAGAAAGUUUCACAAGACACAAAUGUUCACAAAUCUGUUGCUAUAUUUUGGAGUAAAUGAAUGAAAAUAUAAUAUGUAAAGUAGUUUUUUGUAAUUUAAAUUUAACCUACAAAAUAUUUUGGAACUAUAAUCACCUUUUUCAAUAUUAUAAUUACUUUCUUUGAUGCUGCUCCUUAGUGAACCAUCCAUAAAUACUUGCUUUCUGUGUCCCCAAAUUUUAGUAAUUAGUUUUAGUGUCAUGAGUUUUAAGAUUUAAAAACGUUACCUUAGACCAUUAAAAAUAAUAUAUAAAUAAAGAUGAAUUUUAUUCAGUCAAAAGUUACAUUUCGCUUGAAGUAUUUAUUAAAUGUUAUACUAUACAUCCUCAGAAAAACAGGUUGAAUACCUGAAAAGCAAGAGUAUUUAUCUACUCAGCAGUGGGCGAAUCAGCAUGUGUGGCCUAACAUCCAAGAAUGUGGAAUAUGUGGCCAAAACUAUUGAUGAAGCUAUCCGGGCUUACCCCAGUAAUUAGAUGUUAUUUAUUUUUAGGAAAACACUCUCUUUAGCUCAGAUUUCCCUGGUUUAGCUUGACAUCCUUUUUAAAAAUUUCUCACCCAAUAGACGGUUUAUACUUAUUUGAGUUAUUUAUUUUGAAUUAAUUGAAUUGAAUUAAUUCUUCUUGUGCUUAUUAACAAAAAAAUGUACCGUAGCUGAUAUAGACCAUUGUUUAAACUGCACAGAUAGUUUUUAUAAAUUAUAUAUUGGAUAUAUGCCAAGAUAAUGCAACAAAUGAUUUUUUAUACUCUUUUUUUGGAAAAAAAACAAAACUUAACGAUUUCAAACUGACAUGUACUUACAUCCUAGUUUGUUUCUUUUAAUCUCAACAUACUUCAUAAAGCAAGCGUUUGAUUGAAAUCAAAGCAGUAAAUAUUUGUAAAUAAAAAUCUUGUUCAAAUCAAAAUUUUAACUUAAAUUAAUUAUUGAAGAUAAAAUGUUAUUUUUAGGCAAUGGUUUUGGCAUAUAUUCCAAUCCUCCAUCAGCUUAUCAUCCUAUGAUUAGAUGUAUAUAAGGAGCACAAAAUAUUUUUAACUUCAUGGUGUUGUGUCCUAAAAUGUUCAUAAACAGAUAAGGAAAAUACACAUUUAAAGUUAUUUGAGCUGUUAUAAUCUUUAUUUUUAACGGUGUUAAUCUUUUAUACAGGAUCUGUGCUUUGAGCACUUGAUGCCCACUACCAGUGGCACAAAUGGAAAUACAGACUCUAUUAAACAUUACCUAUUUCUUACUCAAAUAAUACAACCACUGUUAAUGAGAUCAAGAAAUGCAUUACCAAAGAAAACAGAUUAAUCAUAUGUAUUCAUCUAUUUCAAUCAGAGCAGUAAUGAUAUUUUAUAAAGGACAUAAAUAAUGAACACUUUUGGGCCAGGUGUCAACAUACUUUUUUUAAACUUAUCUUAAUAUACUGAUACAAUGUGUGUAUGAAGUGUAUACCAUAUUUUGAAGGUAUUGUCUCAUAACUUGUUAAAGUUUAAUAAUCUUACACAAAAGUCCAUCAAAUUUAAGUUGUCUAAUCAAUGUCAUUUAUAGCAGUUUUACAUUUCUAUGUUAUCUAUUUAUUUAGAAUAUUUUUCAAAUCAUGUAAUAAAGCGCGGUGGGGGGAACUAAAAUGUUGGUCCAAUUUAAUGGAGUGUUUCUUUCUGUAACAACAGCACUCAAAUUGACCGAUAAUGCUGGGCAGCCAGGGCCUGGUAAUUAUAAAUUUUCAUGUUAUUUAAUUAUAUUUUGGGUGUUAUUAAACUUUUUACUAGAUUGAAUGUCGAAUCACAUAUUUCAUAUUUGGUACUUUUCAUCAUUCUUUGUAAAAAAAUUAAAAACUAUUUUUUCCCCCAACAAACAUUUAGUGUUUCAUACAUAAGUUUAACAAUGGAAACAAUUUUUAAAAAUAUAAACCAAAAGAUUAGCUUUUAAACUUACACCCUAAAAUAAAAUUAUUAUAUACAACAAAAAUGAAAUAAAUGUUGUAAUUUAGCAUUUUUAUAAUCCAUUUCUUUUUUAAUAUGGAUAAACCACCUCAGCUAUAAAAUUCUAAAUCACAAAAAUAAUAGUUGUUAAUAUUUUGCUGAAUUUUCUAUACCGUUUGAGUAUUAAUUAAUGAAUUUGCCAGUUAAUUAAAAAAAUAUUUUACAAUAAUUAAAGUUGGUGUGAUAUUAAUUUGUUUACUGGUCAAAGCAUUAUAUUGUGCAAAGUAAUUUAAUUUAAUUGCUUAGUGUUAGAUAUGGGUUAAGCUUAAGCUUUUUAAAGUUGGACCUACUUUUAGGUUAGUUUUUUAAUUUGUUACUAAAAGCUCAGGGUGUUAAUUAUUGUAAGAUAAACUAGGGUAAAGAGUGUCUUAUGAUAAUCGUGUCAUGGAACUGUUUUUUUGUGUGAUCCAAAAUAAAAUAAAAAAUAAAAACCCUGCAUAUUUCAAGAAUUGUAUUGAUUAUUUUAUUGUUUUAAAAUUGUUAUUCAAGUUGCACAUCCGAAUUUCUAUUUCCUUAUUUAUUUCAAAUUACC